Colletotrichum higginsianum IMI 349063 is the source of this 1170-nucleotide messenger RNA. Its product is annotated as Ribosome assembly protein 4. The coding region runs from base 1 to 1170 and encodes 389 amino acids. NCBI's taxonomy places the organism in Eukaryota, Fungi, Ascomycota, Sordariomycetes, Glomerellales, Glomerellaceae. Gene Ontology annotation, molecular function: protein binding. The transcript has 2 exons. The record is from RefSeq and is a predicted model, not a curated record.
AUGAGCGCCUACCGCAACGGCAGCAGCAAUGGCCUGCCGGGGGAUGAUCAGAUGCCCAGUUACGAGGAGGCGAUUGCGGAGGGAGCGAACCCGACCUCGGCCAGGCCGCCAUCCCUCUCCGGGUCAAUACCCUCGCUCAAUCUGCACAACGGCACGCUCCCGCCGUCGAUGCUCCGGCUCAGGAGCCUCGGGCGCACCCUCGGCCAAAACGGUCCCGUGACGGCGCUCAUCUUCAGCCCCAAGGGCUACGUCGCGUCGUCCCUGGACAACGCGGGCACGGCGCUGCCGUCGAACACGAAGCUCUGGGACUUCUUGUCUAAGCCGCCGCCGGGAGUGGCCGCCGGGCCGCAGCUCGUGCCGUCCGACAUCCACAACGACGCGCCCGUCGUCGUCUUCAGCCCGGACAGCAAGCUGGUGGCGGUGGCGGAGAGGGACAUCGGCUCGAAGCGCGAGUGGCGCCUCAAGCUGCGGAUGGGCGAGGAGGGCAGGAGCGUGCGAUGCAUCCUCAACGGGGUGGCGCAUCCGGCCGUGUUCAGCGGUGACGGGCAGAUGCUCGCGGCGACGGACCCGUCGGGCGUCGUCGUCGUGUUCGAGGCGGCGACGAGCCCCCGGGGGAUGCCGCCGACGAAGAAGGUGGCCGGGGUCGUGAACCACGCGCCGACGACGCACGUGCUCUUCAUGCCCAACGGGACAGACCUCGUGACGCUGUCGAUGGACGGGACGGUGAGGGUCGCGGAGGCCCGGACGGGGAAGACGCUGAGGCGGAUGGAGGUGGACGGAGCGGCGAUGGCGGGCAGCGGCGGCACGGGGGCGCGGGCGUUGGGGGUGUCGCCGGACGGACGGGUCGUCGUGUCGGUUUGGUCGCGGGCCGUGUACGUGUGGGAGCACGAGGCCGGGCGGGUGUCGAGCUGGGAGCUGAACAAGGUCCGGAGCAACGAGGGCUGGCCGCUGGCGGUGUCGCCCGACUGCCGAUUUCUGGCGUGCCGCACCGACGAUGGCGUGGACAUCUCGGACGUGUACUCGGGCCACGUGCUCGCCGAAGUGCGGACGGCGGCGGGCAUCGACGGGCUAGUGACGGCGGCGGCCUUCUCAGCGGACGGGCGGUUCAUGGCGGUCGGGAGAUACUCGGGGGUUGUCGAGAUGUGGAAGCUCGCGCCGUUCGGGGACUGA